UAGGGCAUCGGAAAAGCCUCACGGGGCCCCUAUUACAUGGUUUAUGUAGAUGACAACAUUGACCGAAGAAAAACAGGAUUUUACUCAGGUAUUGCCAUUGCCUCGUCAUUUUUUGGCCCAGCAAUUGCAUUUGGACUCGGUGGAUAUUUCAGCAGACUAUACAUAACUUUGGAAGAUGUUGAUAUGGACACACGUGAUCUCCGCUGGAUAGGAGCUUGGUGGUUGGGUUUUCUUGUCUUUGGUUCGAUGUCCAUCAUCCUAGCAUUCCCUCUGGCUCUGUUUCUAAGACAACUGAAAAUGUCCAAAAAAGAUAUAGCACAGGGAAAAGUUCAAGAAAGGCCAGUUAUUGAGGAAAGUUCAUUUUCCGAGAAACUAAAAUUGAGCAUCAAGGGAUAUUGGAAAGUGGUUCGAAAUCCAGUUUUUCUUCUCACGUCAAGUAAUCAAAUCUUCAACAUAAUGUCUUUCGGGGAAUUCCAUGGUUUCUCGGCCAAAUUUGUGAAGACACAUUUCAAUAUACCACUGUCUCUUGGCAACUACAUAUUAGCUGGCGCUAAUAUGUCAGUAGUGGCUUCCGGUUCAUUUCUGGGAGGUAUCGUCACAAGGAAAAUAGCCAUGACCCCCAGAAACGUUUAUGGGAUGAUCUUAGGCUUCUAUACCUUCAAUAUAAUUUACUUCGCUCUCGCCAUGGCCUUGAGUUGCCCACAGCCAACUAUCAUUGGUCCACGAGUAAAGUGA
This is a messenger RNA of Saccostrea echinata, 735 nucleotides long. Its product is annotated as solute carrier organic anion transporter family member 2B1-like. NCBI's taxonomy places the organism in Eukaryota, Metazoa, Mollusca, Bivalvia, Ostreida, Ostreidae. The record is from RefSeq and is a predicted model, not a curated record. The transcript is spliced from 5 exons. The coding region runs from base 37 to 735 and encodes 232 amino acids. Gene Ontology annotation, biological process: transmembrane transport; sodium-independent organic anion transport. Gene Ontology annotation, cellular component: membrane.